CCUUGGGGGCGCCGUUGCCCGUCUCCCUGCGCCUUUAUACUUUGCACGUGCGGUUCGGUAACGUAUUCCAAACCUGCGGGAGGUUCUGGAAACAGGUGUGCUCCCAGAACGUUUCAUUAGUCGUUUGUCUUAAACGGAGCGGCGGUUUGUUGUCACUUCCGGGCAUAGCCCUGGCCACACCGCCGCCGUCGGAGUAGGAAAAGGAGGAGAAGCUCUGGCAGCAUUGAUGCUUCGUGCGGGAAGGAUGGAGGAGUUUGUCACGGAGGAGGACGAGGAGGAACCGUGGUACGACCAGCGGGAUCUGGAGCAGGAUCUGCACUUGGCCGCGGAGCUCGGAAAGACUCUCCUGGAACGCAACAAAGAGCUGGAAGACUCUCUGCAGCACAUGUACAUCAACAAUGAGGAGCAAGUGCAUGAGAUAGAGCACCUCUCCAAGCAGCUGGAGACGUUGAGGGACAUGAACGAGCAGCACGCCAAGGUGUACGAACAGCUGGACGUGACGGCCCGAGAACUGGAGAUCACCAACGAAAAGCUGGUUCUGGAGAGCAAGACCGCGCAGCAGAAAAUAGACAGGUUGACCGGCACCAUGGAGUCUUUGCAGGGUUUGGUGGACAGCCUCACGGCUCGGGUGGAGGAGCUGAGGAUGCUGGAGGAGCUGAGGGUGCAUCGAGAAAAGAAGGAGCGCCGCAAGACCAUCCACUCGUUCCCCUGCCUGAAGGAGCUGUGCAGCGCUCCCAGGUACGAGGAUGGCUUCCUGCUGGCCAACCCGGGCAGUGUGGACCUUGUGGAGAGACAGCCUAUGGAUGAAGAAAACGAGCGCCUCAGAGACAUUGUGUCAUCCCUGCACUCUGCCAUGGCCUUGGAGCGAUCCAAGCGCGAGAGCGCUGAGCGGGAGUGCGCGGCAGUGCUGCAGGAGUUCGAGCGUCUGGAGCAGCGCCUCCUGGGAGCUGAGGGCUGCCAGCUGCGCGUCCAGGAGCUAGAAGCAGAGCUGCAGGAGAUGCAGCAGCUCAGGAAGUCCAGGGCGUCCCUGAUUGAGGACGGUUUGGAGACGCUGCUCAGCGACGGCCCUGAGAUGGACACCCCAGAGGAUGGAACGGGACUAGACCAGGGAGGCGAGGGAGAUGCAGGAGCAGCUGGACAGCAGGGAGGACCGGUGAGGAAAAGCUGCAGCGACACAGCCCUGAACGCCAUCUCUGCUCCAUCAGGAAGACGCCAGGCAGGCUACAGCCUCCACGCCAAUGGCACGCGCAAACGGGGCAUGUCUAUCCUCCGGGAAGUGGAUGAGCAGUAUCACACCCUGCUGGAGAAGUACGAGGAGCUGCUGGGGAAGUGCCGGCGGCACGAGGAGAGUCUGUGCCACGCUGGGGUGCAGACCUCUAGACCUGUCUCCAGAGACCCCUCCAUGAAGGAGUACAGCAUGAUUCCCGUGGAGCCUUCUACAUCAGGGGCCUCGGCCGCCGUCGCCACCCCUCCUACGCCCCCUCAAACCCCCUCCACUCCCGAGGCUCUGGAGGGGAUCAGCAGGCAAGUGGAACAGGUGGACAGACGGCUGAGCCAGAACACACCCGAGUACAAAGCCCUGUUCAAGGAGAUCUUCUCCCGCCUGCAGAAGACCAAGAGGGACGUGAAUUCCAGCAAGAGCAGAAAGACCAAAUAACUCAUCUGCCCAACCCUGAAUCUUUUUGUAACUUGAUAUGUAAUAAAAUAUAACUAACCUGGCUGUUGAACUGAUCCAGUCAGAUCUUGUAAAACACGUUUGUUGGCUCUGAUGCAUUUGUAGCAAGUUAAAUCCCACAGAUCAGAAGUAAAGAAGGUCCAGACACACAUCCAGGCGGAACAUUUUUAUUUGAACACAUCAGUAAACAGCUGGUAACACAGACAUUGAUUUAAACUCAGCUCACUGUGAAGGAAGUCAAAUGGACAGCACCCAUUCAUUUAUUUCUGGAGUGUUUAAUAAAACCUGGAGUUCAGGGCUGAGGUUGGUGCUUCCUUCAGUGAUGAAGAGGGAGAGCAUAAAGGCACAGUUAAUACAUCAUGAGCUGUGGUGACACACCAGACUCAAACCACUGCAAAUACAUGCCACCAGAUGUCUAAUGGUUUCUACAGACCUGAAAUAAAGAUAAUCUCAAUCCUUGGUCCUCA
Molecule: messenger RNA, 2142 nt
Organism: Nothobranchius furzeri (turquoise killifish)
Lineage: Eukaryota; Metazoa; Chordata; Actinopteri; Cyprinodontiformes; Nothobranchiidae
Gene: cdr2l
Product: cerebellar degeneration-related protein 2-like
Source: RefSeq, a predicted model, not a curated record